Piliocolobus tephrosceles (Ugandan red Colobus) is the source of this 5312-nucleotide messenger RNA. It is a transcript of the gene DBF4B, whose product is annotated as DBF4B-CDC7 kinase regulatory subunit. Gene Ontology annotation, biological process: regulation of cell cycle phase transition; positive regulation of nuclear cell cycle DNA replication. The coding region runs from base 304 to 2349 and encodes 681 amino acids. Lineage: Eukaryota; Metazoa; Chordata; Mammalia; Primates; Cercopithecidae. The record is from RefSeq and is a predicted model, not a curated record. The transcript has 14 exons. Gene Ontology annotation, molecular function: zinc ion binding; protein serine/threonine kinase activator activity; nucleic acid binding. Gene Ontology annotation, cellular component: Dbf4-dependent protein kinase complex.
CAGGGCCGUUUGUGCAGAGCGCAUCCCAGGCGGCCGGUGCCGGCUGGCUUGAGAGUUUUGUGCUUUCUGGAUGAAGCGAGUCUUCGCAUACUUGCGGUCGCGUGAUCUCACAAGAUCCUUGGUGUGGGCGGAGCCGGCAGGAAAUUUAAACUGAAACCGCGGCCGAGGACGCCAGGACAAUGAUGUUGUAGCUGCCCUGGCUUAACUGGGACUGUGGAGUAGGGAAGAGCUCAUGGAGCGCGCGAAUGUAAUACGGAGGCCUCUGAUGAAGGAGUACGGAGACCGAAAAGGAGCCGGCAUUUGAUGAGCGAACCGAUAAAGGGAGACGAUUGCCUCGAGCUGGAGAGUUCCAUGGCUGAUAGUAGGCCCCGGGCCCCGGACCUAGGGGCUCAGCUAGGAGUUUCCAGGUAUCUGGGAAAAUGCCAGAAGAACGCACCAGGUGCUGGGAAGCAUCCCUUUUCCGGAAAGUCCUUUUACUUGGAUCUGCCUGCUGGCAAGAAUCUCCAGUUUUUAACAGGGGCCAUUCAGCAACUGGGUGGGGUAAUUGAGGGUUUUCUGAGCAAAGAAGUAAGUUACAUCGUGUCCAGCCGCAGAGAAGCAAAAGCAGAGAGCAGUAGGACAAACCAAAGAGGCUGCCCUAGCCCUAACCCCAGUGAGGUCAGAGUGGAAACAUCGGCCAUGGUUGAUCCAAAAGGCAGCCACCCCAGGCCUUCACAAAAACCCGUUGACUCGGUGCCUCUAAGCAGAGGGAAGGAGCUGCUGCAGAAGGCCAUCAGAAACCAGGGGAGCAUCAGUGGAGGAGGCAGUGGGGGCAGCAGCAGCCUCCUGACCAAUGCCCGCUCUUGGGGAGUGAGGAUUCUGCACGUGGAUGAAAUGAUGAUGCACGUGCAGCAGCUGUCUCUUGCCUCUUUAUGUGUGAAAAAACAGCCAAAGAAGCCAGAGGGAACAUGUCCAGCAGCAGAGUCAAGAACACGGAAAGUGGCCAGACUGAAGGCACCAUUCCUCAAAAUCGAAGAUGAAAGCAGGAAGUUUCGUCCUUUCCAUCAUCAGUUUAAAUCCUUUCCUGAAAUUUCUUUUCUUGGACCCAAAGAUGUAAGUCCCUUUGAAGCCCUGACGACCCUGGGCAGCAUGCACCAUACCAGAGAAUCCAAGGAUGGAGAGCCAAGCCUGCGAUCAGCUGCCCGCAGCAUGCCCAGGAGGAAGAAAGGCUACUGCGAGUGCUGCCAAGAGGCCUUUGAGGAGCUCCAUGUGCAUCUUCAGAGUGCCAAGCACCAGGGCUUUGCCCUAGAAGCCCAUCCGUAUGCAGAAGUGGACAGGAUCAUUGCCCAGCUCAGCCACAGCUUUGUAGACAUCCCUUUCCAGGCCGGCCUCCCCAGGUGGUCAGGUUCCCCAGCUUCUGACUGUGACCCUCUCUGUCCUGAGACUCUGCACCCCCGCCAGCCCUCCCAUCCCAGGGCAGCAUCUCCCAGGAUAAGGAAGGAAGACAGCUGCCAGGUGUCAGGUAUCCCAAAGCAGGAUGGGACAGUGAACAGCACGCAGGCACCAACUGAACGUGCAGGGACUGGUGAGGUACCUGGACCUAUAGCAAGCUGCCAGGACCUGAGGGGGUUAUUUGAUGUGUUUAUGGACACCCCAGAGACACCGGUAUCUAGGAACCCUGCUUGCCAACGCCUGCUGCCUAGCUCUGGUUUUACGGAACUCUCCUUUGGCCCAGACCUGGCACUUGUUGGCCACAAGCGCAAGGUUCAGUUCCCCAGUGGCAAUGCUGAGAAGAGAGUGGGGGCCUCCUGGCCACAGGCUUCAUUUUUUGUCCCAAUAGCACCCAACCCCCGUGGCACCAGGACAACCAGUGGCAAGCAUCUUCCCUGUCUUCCCCUUCCAGGCCAUGAGUCCAGGCUCCUCACCUCCCUCCAGCCCUUGUGCCACUCACAGACCUGCCUCUCUCUCCCAGACUCCUUUCCCUGGCAGCCCACAGACAGACCAGCAGAGUUCUGGGCCACACAGCCCCACAGGCCGGGGGAAGGAUGGCCCCUAGGGCCUGAGGAUUCUAAGUGUGCAACCCCUGGCCCUGUAUCCCAGGAGGCUGGCCAGCUCCCCAGCUGCCCCACAGCUCCAGGCCGGCCAUCAGCCCCCCUGCACUCAGCUACCAGUGUGCAGCCCUCAGGAGCACCUGCAGAGAGCAGGUCUACCUCCCUCCUGCAGCCCCUGCCAGCCAGUGCAGGAGCUAGCUGUUCCCGAUGCCUCUGGGCCCCCCAGCCUCUCCAGGUGCCCUGUUACCCUGUCUCCCAGCCCUGGUCCCAACCCCGGCCCCAGCCCCAGCCCCAUGCCGGCAGAGAGCUGCUCCUGUGAGUCCCCAAGGUGCUUGGCUCUUCACGGAGCCAGGCAGCUCCAGAUUGAAGGGCCACAGAUACAAUUUAUUCCCCUGCUGCGUGCUGCACACCCGGCCAGGGCCGACCAGGACACAGGAGGGGCAGAGCCCCAGGACUUCCCCAAAAGAGCCAGAAGGGGGCCCGGGCCUGGCCUUUGAAGUCCAGCAAGCAGCUGUCACGCUAGGUGUUUCUGUCCCAUGGAGCCAACAGAGCCAGCCCUCCCACUGGCCAGGUCUUUGGGAUAGAAUCUGGACUGGGGGCUGCCCUCUCCUACCCCCGCCUCCUGCCAUGUUCCUGACCAGGCAGAGUCCACAGUGGGCUUGCCCAGCUGAGACUGGCCACCCACGCCAGGAGACAGAGGCAAAGUUGGCAUGGGGAGGGACCACAAAGGAGCUGGGGCAGCAGGAGUCCUGGCCUGGCUUCCUGGCCCUCCACAGGCCCUUGCCUCUCUGCAGAGCCGCGGGUUAGCUGUUGUUGUGCUCCACCCCCAACCCCGACCUCCUUUCCCACGAGCAUGUGGCCGCUCCUGCUUUCCGAAAUGCCUGUGUUUAUCCCCUCCCCCAGCCCCCCACGCUCCCGCACACAGAUCCUCAGGAACAUAUGAAGCAGAGGAGGGGCUCGAGCUGCGCCACUCACAGAGCUCCUUCCCCCAGGCACUUAGUUGGGGCCCAGCACUGACCUUUCCCCUGAGCCCAGGAUGUGGCCACAGCCCCCUCUGGGACCCCUCUUGGCCCUUCUCUGCCUCCUCAGCUUGAGCUGCCUGCCCAGAGUUCGGCUGUUCCGGGGCCAGUGUGUCACCUGCCAACUUCCACAUCACCCUCCUCCCUCGUUCCCUCCUCUCCUUCCCCAAGGACCUCCCCCCAUUUCUGGCAGCCAAGCCAUUAAUCUGGAGACAGAAAUGGGUUUGCUAUCGAUUCUCUGGCCACUUUUUCUUUCAUUAUAAUUUGUACUGUGGUUCUUCUCACCCUUCUCUGUGUCCGUGAGUUUGUCUCUUUAAAUGUUGAAGCUCCCGGAAGCCUGGUGCUAUUCUGUAUCUCCUUUCAAAGGAAGAAGAGGGGACCCAGCUGUGGGUGAGGACUAAAGUUAUUAGUUUGGAAAUAGAGCAACUUUGUGUACAGCCCACCUUAGAGGUCAUGUUACCCCCCUCCUGUUAAAUUUUAUAAUUAAUUUUGGUUCAGGAAAUGUAAAUAAAUUUGUUAAUAACAAAUAGCAAAGAGAUGGGCCUGGAAUGCCAUAUGUCGGUCCUUGAUCUGCCCUCCAGUGACCCAAGGCAGGGCUGCAGGCCAGGAGCGAUGGACAGAAUCACUAGAUGGUGGGAUAGGACCUCCUGCAAGUCACACACGUGUGAGUGCCACAACCCUCCUGCCGGCCUUGCCCAAGGGCUAAGGGCUCCAGGAGCAGGGCUGCCUCUGUCCCUGCCCAGCCUCCUUUACCCAGUCUCAUCUGAUCACUUAGUUGGCUCUGCUGCCUGGGGAGUGGUUGCCAGCAGAGGACAUGCCCCUCCAUCACUCCCAAGAAAACUCCUUUGCCCUGACGGAGAUUCCUGCUAAGGGCCCACUCCUCUUCCCUGAAGCCAGGCCGUGGUUUAUGUCUGGGUGCCACUGGGUUCAUCCCUUUCCUUUUGUGACAUGGGGUUGCCUCAUUCCCCAUGACACCACCCCUCUGCAUGAGGAAGUUUCCCCUCGUCCCAUCUCAGACUUUGAUACCUUUACCUGCUGCUCACACAAAGCCCGUCGUGCUGGGUUCGGGUGCCCUCAUUGUCAGCUGCCCAGGACCCAUUCCCUGAACCUCAUCCAGGUACUCUUGCCUUCCCCUCCUAUCUCAAUGAUCAUGACCUUGGACAUCUCUGCCAGGCCAAACUCCGAGGCUGGAAUGCUCCUCAGCCAUUUCUCCAUUGCGGCUUCCUGGCUGUAGAUUCAGGUUAGAGGUGAACCCAGAAUACCUGAGACCUGACCCAGGACGGAUGGGUGCUGCUUGAUGUGAAUGAGGUCCUGCAGUGGCUCCUUGGCGUGAGCACUGCUCAGACUCCUUUCCACUCCAGCCCCCUUUCCACAUCCCCCUCCUACAGCAGAUGACUUUGACCCAGACCCAGUGGACACUGCUUCAUCUUGCAGUCAGUCCCUUUUCAAUGUUUCUGUUUCUUUCUGAAGAGGUGUCCUCCCUCCACAAGUCACACUGUCUGUCCCUGGCCCUCCAGCCCACCUUGCCAACCACCCUUGUUGGUUUCCUUCUCAGACUUGCCACCUCUCCCUUCUGCCCCAAAAUGCCAUGCUCCUCUCCUGGAAACCACUUGAGUUGAUGCAGUAAAUCAACUUCAAAUACUUGAAGACUCCCACCUUCUGUUCUCUGGCUCCUUCCUGCAGUCUAUACCUACCGCCUCCUCUUCACCUCCUUCCCUUCCACACUUCCUUCCCGGGUAGCUCUGCCUGAAGCAUUCCACUAGGAUCAUCUAUUCCAAGGUCAUGGACGGCUACUGAUGACCAAAGUUGGUUCCUUUUCUCCUUUCUUUCCUCCUUGAAGCCUGGCUCCCUUGGUCCCAGCAGCCCCUCAGUGGCCUGGUUCUCCUGUCCCCCUGCCCUUCCUCACCAUUGCCCAUUCCCUCAUUCGUUCAUUCAGCACAGGCCUUGCUGUCUGCCCUGAGUCAGCUCCGAGACACCUGAAGAGCCCUCCAGCCCUAACUGCUUUCCUCAGACUAGGUCCCGAGGCCUUUGUUCUUGCCUCUUCUUGCUGAGCCUUUCGCUUCUCGGCAGAUGUGACCAAUUGGUAGCUCCAUCCCAACUUCCUUCUGCUGGGUGGAAUGCAGGAGCUGCUGUCCCCAAGUCACACUGUGACCUCAGAAAAAUGCCUCUAUUACUCGGGCUUCAGUUUCCUCGUCUUUAAGGGGCUUGGAUGAGAUUAUUUCAGGGAUAUUUUCAGCCCUUUCCUAUAAUAAAAUACUGUGAC